AUUGCUCAAAAAAUAAUAAUAUUAAGACCAAGAUAUUUAUUUACCCAUUCCUCCUCCCAAUUGCAUUUCAUUCCAUUUAUCCACUUCCACCAAUAAACCACCACCAACCACCACCACACAACCAUCAACAGAAAUGUCGAUUUCCACAGCCGUCGCCACCGCAGCAUCACCACCAACUCUAGCCAUUCCAAAUCCUACUUCAUUAACAACAAAAUCAUCAUUUUCUUCCUCAAGUUCAUCUUUCUUUAACAACACCACCUCCUUCAGAUCUUUAACUUUAGCUGCUAAUGGCAAAAGAUCCAAAAAUGUCAACAAGAAGAAAAGUGGGGGGUUCUCUGUGAAUUGUUUGUUUGGACUUGGUGUCCCUGAGCUUGCUGUUAUUGCCGGUGUCGCUGCUCUCGUUUUUGGUCCCAAGAAACUCCCUGAAGUUGGCCGGAGUAUUGGCAAAACCGUUAAAAGCUUCCAACAGGCAGCGAAAGAAUUCGAAACAGAGCUAAAAAAGGAACCCGAGUCACUAGGGGAGUCUUCUGAUGUAACCAAUGUGAGUGACAAGGCACCUGAAGACUUGAAAGUGCCAAGCACAAAGGAAAGUUCGUAGACAGAUAUCCACAGUUCUUCAUGUAAUGUUAGCUUCGCUGUAGCACGUUAUAGGACAUGUUUGAUAGUUACAAAUUCAAUUCAUGGCGUUCGGACAAGUAUGUAUGAGAAGUUGUUUUUGACUA
This is a messenger RNA of Erigeron canadensis, 722 nucleotides long. RefSeq names its product sec-independent protein translocase protein TATA, chloroplastic-like. The transcript is spliced from 2 exons. Lineage: Eukaryota; Viridiplantae; Streptophyta; Magnoliopsida; Asterales; Asteraceae. Gene Ontology annotation, cellular component: membrane. The record is from RefSeq and is a predicted model, not a curated record. Bases 134 to 598 code for a protein of 154 amino acids. Gene Ontology annotation, biological process: protein transport by the Tat complex.